Molecule: messenger RNA, 5024 nt
Organism: Anopheles aquasalis
Lineage: Eukaryota; Metazoa; Arthropoda; Insecta; Diptera; Culicidae
Biological process (GO): synapse organization
Cellular component (GO): neuron projection membrane
Source: RefSeq, a predicted model, not a curated record
CGACCCGUUUCGGUACGAUUCGUCGCGUCGUUAUCGUGGUCGCCGUUAUCGUCGCUUGUCCUUUCGAGCGGAGAGCGCUCGCGGUUCUUGUGGUUUGUGCUGGACGUUUCUGUGAAUUCUGUGGGUUUUCGAGUGGCCAGCAGGAUAACGUAGCAUCGAAAACGAAAGUUGAUGCAGCAGUCCGUCGUCGUGGCCGUUGUCGUGCGUGGAGCGAUCAAAUUUAUGGCGGAAGCUAUCGGUGUAGUGACCUCCGGUUCCUCUCUGGUCUCCUAGUGUGCGUGUGUACUUGUGUGUUCACGCGGUGUGAAAAAUCUCGAGCAAAACUCGAUCAACUCCCGCGGUAACCUAUUCCGGUGCUAGUGUGCGUUCGCGCAUGUGUGUGUUGGAUUGUUGAAUUGUGAUCUGAUGGUGAUACCGUACGCCGUACGUUAGCCGCCCGGUUGGAUAAAUUGUCCCUGGGAGAAGAGGGGGAACCAACAACAAGAAGAAGGAAGAGAAAGAAAAUAAAGGUGGACGAAAGGUCACCAGCAUCGUAAGACGACGAGAAAAUCAACGAAACCACAAAGAGCAAGCGAAGAAGAGGAAGAAGGAGAAGUAGCGGAAGAAAAGGGCAUCGUACCAUGUCAGAAUCCAAACGCAUCAAACUGCAGCACAACCACCUCGCAUGGGACCUGCAAUCAAACCAAGUGACAAACAUCCGGCUAAGUGAGUUCGGUUCGAGUGCAUAAACAGUUAGCGAAAAAAACGGGGUCGCCGAUCAAUCGGACGCACCAGUAACAAUGGAUCCACCGAACAAGCAUAUAACCAAGGCGGCCACUAGGCUUCGUGUUCCAUCUUGUUUCCGAUUGUGCUAGAUCGCCACCCCACUAUUCCUCUGUUGUCUCUAUCUGUGAAGUUUCAAUAGAAGCAACCAACUUUGCUUCUUUGCCUCCUGCUUUUCGUCCCGCUUCUUACAUUAAUCUAUCGCCAUCGAAGUACACCCGGUUCCAAUUCGCAAGUGCAAUCCGGUGGAAUUCUUGCUCAGCUUUUUGUUCCAAUCGGAUGAAAGUGGUGGAGACACACUGUAGGGGGGAAGGAAAAGCUCUUAACAAAGUGUAGACACUCACUCCAACACAUCCCUAAGCACCGGCAACACCGCAGUACGCCCCCGGGGAAGCCUUUAGGGCCGCAGGACCAAUGUUUUGGAGAAGUACCAGUGCCGGGUGCAGCAGCAGCAGCAGACGAAGGACGAGGAGCAGAGGAUACAGCGUCGUGGACCGGUGCGGAUUGGUGCAGCUGACAAAAUGGUGCACGCUCUUCAUCAUUUUGGAGUCUACGAGCGGUGGAAGUGGGCUCAUCACAUCCCAGAGCACGGCAACAACACUAAUAGACAGCGGCAGCAGCAGCAGCAGCAGCAGCAGCAGUAGCUCUUCCGCUACGAUCAGCCGUCAUCUAGCGAGCUUGGCAACGUUGCAACCGGAGCAAGCACCUGAAGCACCACGGUACGCAGCGCUGAUACAGGACGCAGCGCAACUGUUUACCGGUGCGACCAGUUCGCGAGGAAAGACGCUGCCCCUGUUGGGAUCGGGAGCGCUCAAGGAAACGCUAGCUCCGGGCGCUCAGCUGACCGACGAUGGCAGCUCACUGGCAGAAGCUGCCAGCCGAGGGUAUGGCAGCAAAGGCGCCACUAGCAGUAGCAUUAGUAGUAAGACUAGCAGUAGUAACAUUAGCACCAGUGGCACCGGUACCGCUGCCGCCGCCGCCGCCGCCGCCGCCGCUGCUGCUGUAGAGAGUAACGGAAAGAGUGUUUCUGAGCAUUCCGAGCUCGCUACUAGCAACAUCAUCACCACCACCAGCAGCAGCACCACCACCACCAUUACGAUGACGCGUGACACAAAACACCCCACCCACGAUGGUGCCACGAUGGUGGAGGGCAGUAGUUUUAGUAAAAUCAGCAGCGCCAACCUGAUACUCGCUGAGGUUGGGCUUGGCUCACCGAAAGCUGGUGCUGCGGGUCAAAAGCUACCGAGCGGAUUUUCCGGCAGCAGCAGCAGCAGCAGCAGUAGUGGUGGUAAGAUGGGGUUAAAGGCCGCAUCCCGUGGAGCAACGUCACCGAUGGAGCUGGAGGUGCCCGGUAGCAUCAACAAGCUGGACGGCAUCGACGGUGGCCCCGGGGCGGAGGGUAACUUUAGCAAGAUGUACUUCGAAACCGACAACCACACGGUGAUUGCGUCGCAGGUGGGCUCCAUUGCCGUGCUGCCCUGUGCGGUGCGCAACAUUGGCGAGGGUGUGGUUUCUUGGAUCAGGCGAAAAGAUUACCAUCUGCUGACGAUCGGCGUGACAACGUACAGCAGUGACGAACGGUUCAACAUCAUACACUCGGAGGAAAAGGAGGAAUGGCCACUACAGAUCAAGUACGUGCAGCUGCGAGACGCGGGACUGUACGAGUGCCAGGUUUCCACCCAUCCACCGACCUCGAUCUUCGUGAAGCUGGACGUUGUCGAGGCAAAGGCGGAAAUUUUCGGACCCUCGGAGAAGUAUCUGAAACCCGGUUCGAUGCUGCGGUUAACGUGCCGCGUCGUCCAGAGCAACGAACCACCGCUCUACAUAUUCUGGUAUCACAACAAUCGCAUGAUCAACUACGAUGCCCACCGGGGCGUCAACGUGUCAACAGAGGCGGACAACCGCUACUCGGAACUGUUUAUCGCGCACACAAACACGCUCAACUCCGGAAAUUACUCCUGUGUUUCGAAUAAUGCUGUCGCUGCGUCAACGCUGGUGCAUAUCCUGAACGGUGAAAACCCGGCGGCAAUGCAACACGGAGACCAUGGCAAUGCGGUACUGGUGGUGUCCCACAUUCAUUUGCCACUGACAAUUGUAACAUAUCAGGUCAUCAAUUUCGUCUUAAAUAUGCAUUGAACCUCGCAAACACUCGGACGGUGAGGUGGUUGAUGGAAUGGCACCGCCGGAGUGUGUCGAGGGUCAAGCGAUGAGUGAUGUAAAAAUGAAUCAAAAUCCACCCCCAAAUGGGUGGGUGAGUGGGCAGAUGAUCAAAAGUAAAACAUGACAUCGAUACUACAGAUCAUGCCCUAGGUCAUGGAUACACACGGAACUGGUGACUUCGUUUCACAUACUGCAGGUACUCCGGUCGGUUCCACGUACGACAUGCGUGAUAUUGCUGUACCCUGUGAGAGGCGAACAGAAAACGAACAGGACAGCAUGUAGUCUGAAACAUUCAUUCCGAAUUCCUUGAAAAAUUCCAUGUCAAAGACUCUCCUUGCGUCACUACUGGAGCACCAUGGAGGCGGAAAAUGAAGAGUUCAUAUUUUUGCAGCGGAAUCCAGCGUCCCGGUGGCCAGGUACACGGUCCGGUGAGUGUGAAUCGUGGCGAUUCAAACCGUUAAUUGAACGAUACAUGACACAUACGGACAUACGUGUCCGACAGUGAAGCAUUCCUGUAUCGAGAUGAGGAUAAAAAAAGAGAGAGAAAUAUCGUUCUCCGAAAAUUGAGAGAGCUACGAUGUGCUGUAAAUAUAGGUAACUGAAAUGGCGUAAAUCAAAUUGAAUGUAGCGUUUGAUGUACUUUGUAUGGUAUUUGUAAGUGAAAGUAACAGAAAAUAAGAGAAACUUAAGCAAAGAAAGUUAGGCACUCAAAAAAAAAAAAAACAACCAACGCCACAAAUCCCGAUCCAAGGUUUCGGGAAAAAAAAACGAUAGACAUAUGCAUCGUAGAUGCCUCUCCUCUGAAGGAUUCCAAGAAAAACCCCACACCCAGACACACACAUUCAAAGACGUACAGGACUUUAGGGUAGCGGAAAAGUGGAGCAGUGCAUUGAUUGAAAAUCUCCUUUACAUCAUCGGCAUCAGUGAGCGGCAGCUUCAGGCUUGUUAGUAAGCGUUUUCGGUUUCAAUCUAUUUCAUUUUUCCCAUUACCAACCACCGCCCAACCGUAUUCAACUGGCAAAAGUUGAUUACGAGUGGCCAGGAACCAAAAAAAAAGGAAUUUUGCCAUCCUUGUUGCCAUGAACUGCUCGACGAGGGGCGACGAUAAUGAGGACAGCAUAUAAUGAUAAGCAUCUUAGAUAUAUCGAAUCUACUUCCCUCCCAUUCUUUCUCUUCCAAAUGUUCGAUUUUUUCGCAUCGGUUCUUUUGCAGAUUCAACGAGUGUGCGUAUUUGUGUGCUAGUUUGUGUUUGGUCCACAUUUUCAAUCCCGGCCCUCCCAUUCCCACCCCUUUACAUUAACUCUCUUGAAGCCGAGUUCCCCAUUCACCCAGUUUGGGCGUGAGUGUUAUUUGUGAACAAAAGAAAACAAAGAAAAGUGGCCCGAAGCGGAGGAGCGAAUGGUGCAAGGAGGGAGCAGGAGAAAAACACGUAAAAAUCCGAAGGAAAAUAAAUUAAAAAAAAAACUGUUUGUAGGUGUAGAACUGUACCCGGUGCGGCAGUACAAGCAAACCAAUACUACAAAAAGUCGUACUAAGCCGAUUCCUUUCGAGCUCCCGAAGCGUCGCCGGAGUGUAUGAUACGGAGAAAAUGCGUCCUCUUCCUGGCAAUGAAGGAGCAAAAAUAGAAACCGGAUCACCGGACCGAAAUGGAACCUGUAAAUAGGCAAAAACAGAGAGAGAAAGAGAGAGAGAGAGAGAGAGAGAGAGAGAGAGAGUGAGAGAGAGUGAGAGCCAGCAGGGGGGUUUAGGGUAGGUUGCGGAAUCGAUCGAUCAUUUCUUCACUUGACGCUGGGGAGGAAAAGGUUGACAGCAUCGAGCAACCCGUUUGCUUCUCUACCACCCAUGUGUUACCAACACGCCUGCUGGACGAUGAAAGCGUUGAAAUAAAGGAAAUAACGCAUGAUAGUAAGUCACCCCAGGAGACGGCUGCAAGCUUUUCGUUCCCCCAUUUACCAACCCACCAACGGGUCCCACACUGGCAGGUAAGGAAAAGCUGGUGUGUUGGUGAAAAACGAAAACAUCCAAAUCGGCCCAGCAAUCCACGCACCGAUCGACCUGCGUGAGAUGAAAAUGUGGCUGCGUUUGAGGUAAAAACGGUUGAA